AUGCAUGCGAUCGCCGUCGGUGUUUUAUGGGCCCUAGUGGCGCUGCAGCUAGCUCGCCCGGUUUGGCCGGAGGUGCUGACGCCACCGUACUUCAACUUGGCCGAGGGCCGCCGGAUCACCGCCACCGCGACUUGUGGCCAGGGCCUGCAGGGCCCCGAACUCUACUGCAAGCUGGUCGGAGCCAACUCGGAACGCAACGUCGACUACGAGGGCAACCUCGUCAUACAGGGACAGGUAUGCGAUCAUUGUGACGAUAGUCGUCCAGACAAAUCUCAUCCGCCAGAAUAUGCAGUCGAUGGACAAGAAACAUGGUGGCAGAGUCCACCUUUAUCUAGAGGAAUGAAGUAUAACGAGAUCAACUUAACAAUCGAUUUAGGCCAGGAAUUUCAUGUCGCUUAUGUUGUUGUUAAAAUGGGUAACUCACCUAGGCCGGGUGUUUGGGUACUUGAAAGAUCAGCAGAUCACGGACAAACAUACCUUCCGUGGCAAUAUUUUGCUGACACUGUUGCAGACUGUGAAUCAUAUUUUGGAAAGGAAAGCAUCAAACCCAUUUCGUCCGAUGAUUCGGUUAUUUGUGACACAUCGGUUUCAAAAAUUGUGCCAUUAGAAAAUGGUGAAAUAUUUGUGAAACUUUUGUCUAAUAGACCUUCAGCAAACAACUUUUUUAAUUCUUACGCAUUACAAGAGUUUACCAGAGCUACUAACGUACGAUUUAGAUUACUUAGAGUAAAAAAUCUGCUUGGUCAUCUCAUGUCUGUGGCCAGACAAGACCCCACAACCACUAGACGAUACUUUUACUCGAUAAAAGACGUGAGUAUUGGUGGUAGAUGUCGUUGCAAUGGUCACGCAGAUCUCUGUGACAUAACUGAUCCCACAGAUUCAUAUAAGCUCAUAUGUCGUUGUCAACAUAACACCUGUGGCCACAAUUGCGAAAGAUGCUGUCCAGGUUUUGAACAGAAAGCAUGGAGUCAGUCUAAAUACGAUAAACUAUUCGAGUGUGAACCAUGCAAUUGUUUUGGUCAUUCUGAGAGUUGUGUUUACGACAACGCAACAGACACGUCACAUCUGUCGAUUGAUAUUCACGGGAAAUACGAAGGAGGUGGCGUGUGUCAAAAUUGCCGAGAUCAUACAACAGGUAUCAACUGUGAUAAAUGCGUUUUCGGUUUUUACAGACCCGUUGGAAAGUUGUUGAAUGAAACGGACGUGUGUCAACCUUGUAAUUGUGACCACUUUUAUUCGACCGGAAAUUGUUCGGAAGGUUUUGGUAAGUGUGAAUGUAAGGCCGCUUAUGCUGCCCCAGAUUGUGACCGAUGUAGUGAGGGAUAUUACGGAUAUCCGGAUUGCAAGCCUUGUGAAUGCUUCUUGGAUGGAACAAGAGGAAGACAAUGUGAAAAUACAGGCGGGCAAUGUCCCUGCAAACAAAAUUUCGGUGGGAAAUUUUGUUAUCAAUGUGCCGAUGGCUUUUAUAACUUCCCGCAAUGCAAAUCUUGCGAAUGCAACGAAAUUGGGUCAAGAAAUUCGAUAUGUGACCAAAAGACUGGUCAGUGUUUGUGUCAUAGCAGUUACGGAAAUCUUUCAUGUGAUCAAUGUAACCACGGUUAUUAUGGAUUCCCCACGUGCUCUUAUUGCAAUUGUGAUUUAAUUGGCUCAUUACCAGAAGUAUGUAAUAAAACUAACGGUCAGUGUAUGUGUAAAGAGGGAUAUGCUGGUCCUAGAUGUGACAAGUGCUUACAUAGUUAUAAUGGAUAUCCAGACUGUAAGCCGUGUGGUUGUUCAGAACGGGGAAGUGCAACAUCCAUUUGUGAUGCCUCAGGAAAAUGUCCUUGUUUACCUAGUUUUGCUGGGAGAACAUGUGAACAAUGUAGUCCAGGAUACUAUCAAUAUCCUGAAUGCAAAUUCUGUGAUUGUGAUAGUCAAGGAUCGAUAGGAGUAUCAUGUGAUAAUGAUGGUAAAUGCAAGUGUAAACCAAAUUUCAUGGGAACUAGGUGUGAUAAAUGUAAGGAAGGUUUAUACAAUUUCCCAAUAUGUGAAGAGUGUAAUUGUAAUCCUGCUGGUGUUCUAUCAACGUUUGUUGGAUGUGGAUCAUUGCCACUGGGUGAAUUAUGCCAAUGUAAACCCAGAGUCAAUGGUAGAAUAUGCGAUGAGUGUCGAGAACUUUUUUGGAACUUACAACCCACAAAUCCAGACGGAUGUCAAGAAUGUGAUUGUUUCAUGCCUGGUGUACUUAGUGGUGUAGGUGUUUGCAAUCCAAAAUCUGGUCAAUGUGUUUGCAAACCAUCUGCUACUUCUAGAAGAUGUGAUGAAUGUUCAGAAGGAUUUUAUAGUUUAAAUGAAAAUAGUUUAUUUGGAUGUACAGAAUGUGGUUGUAAUGUUGGCGGCUCAAUAAAUGAAAAAUGUGAUAAGAAUAGUGGACAAUGUUUGUGUCAACCCAGAAUUGUCGGAAGAGCUUGUACUGAACCAAUGCAAGCACAUUAUUUCCCAACUUUACAUCAACUUUUGUAUGAAGCGGAAGAUGGUAGAACCCCAGCAUAUACUCCAGUCAGAUAUGGGUUUGAUGAAAAAUUCUUUCCAGAUUAUUCUUGGAAAGGGUAUGCUGUUUUCUCUCAACUUCAGAGUGAAAUUGUACAAGAACUUAAUAUAGAGAAACCAUCAAUUUAUCGAAUAGUAUUGAGAUAUGUAAAUCUAAAUAAUGAAACCAUAUUGGGCUUAAUAUCUAUAACACCUGAAACACCAAAUAACAUCAAUAUCGAACAAAAGUUCAUGGUACAACUAAAACCUACAAAAACUCCAACCUUUGUGACAGUAUCUGGAGCUACUGGAAAUAUUCCAUCACCCUUUGUGAUGAAUCCUGGACGAUGGGCCGUUACUAUAAAAAUCGAACAGAAUUUGUUUGUGGAUUACUUUGUGAUUUUGCCUGCUGAGUACUACGAAGGAGAUAUACUGGUCGACAAAGUAUUGAAUCCUUGUGUUAUUGAUAACAUCGAAGUUGGUCUAUGCAGACAUUUUGACUAUCCAAGUACUUCUAAAUUUGAUCAAGUCAAGAGCACAACUGCAUUAACUUUAGAUGGCAAAGAACCAAUUGAUUUCGUUGACAAUUUAAAACAAUUGGACAUAUUAGGUGUCCCAAAAUUACCAGUCAUUAGUGAAACACAGCCAGAACUAGAACUAGAAUUAGCAAUUGUUAAUCCUGGGCCUUAUGUUAUCUUAAUUAAUUACAUGACACCAUCUUCUAUUCAAACAAAGGCAGUUAUUGAAAUUGAAGUGGAUGAAAAGAUGAAUUCUGGUAAAGCAAUAUUAUACGCAUGUCAUCAUACUACACUAUGCAGGCAAGCUGCAGUGGAUGCUACCGGAAAAGUGGCUUUAUUUGAUAUAAAUAAACCAGUUACCAAAGUAAUACUAAAAGGAGGAAAAGAUCAUUCAAAAGUUGGAAUAGAAUCAAUAGUUGCUUUACCAUUAGAUAAAUGGUCUUUAGACUAUAUAAACCCAAAUCCUUCAUGUGUAAAGAAAGAUGGUAAAUGUAUUCAGUCCUUCUACCCUACUCCUCCUGACACAAAAAAAGUGGAAUUUAAAACCGGAAAUGAGGCUCGUCUCUCCACAACUGCACCUAAAGAUAUAUUUGACAACACCACAGCAUUGAUCAUCCUUGAUCACAAAGACAGUAUUGUAGAUUUGGCUGGAAAAGUUCCUGCUCCAGGAGCUUAUGUUUUUAUUGUUCAAUUUUAUCAACCUGAUUUUCCAGCUUUUGAAAUGAAUGCAUUAAUACAUAAUGGUCAAACAUACGAAGCAGUUUUGCCUAUAAAACAUUGUCCAUCAAACUCGGGAUGUCGUUCUGUAGUAAAACAAGCUAAUGGAAACAUAAAUUUUCAACUGACAGAAAACUUUUUACUAAGUUUAAAGGAGCCAAAUCAUAAAAGUGUUUGGUUAGAGUAUGUUUUGGUUGUCCCAGCUCAGGAAUAUAGUGAUUCUAUUACAGUAGAACAGCCGUUUGACUAUACUGGCUUAUUCAUAGCAAAUUGUGGAAGCAAUCAUUUUUAUAUCAACACUUCUACUACAGGUAAUAUUUUAAAUACAUUUGUUUAUUUGUUAAAAUGA
Molecule: messenger RNA, 4092 nt
Organism: Macrosiphum euphorbiae (potato aphid)
Lineage: Eukaryota; Metazoa; Arthropoda; Insecta; Hemiptera; Aphididae
Source: the annotation of a GenBank genome assembly